AUGAAGCAGCAGCACGUUCUUCUGACAGGCGCGAACGGCUUUAUCGCAUCCCACAUUUUGUCUAUAUUGCUGGAGCGUGGAUAUGCCGUCACCGCAACCGUCCGGUCACAGGAGAAAGCAGCCGCCAUUAUCAGAACACACCCAUCGUGGGAGGGCAGAAUCACAUUUGCAAUAGUUCCUGACUUUACGGGGAGGAAGCCAUUUAAUGAACUCUUCAGGAAUGCAGAAGUACCUUUCGUCUUCGUGAUUCACGCAGCGUCGUCGGUCACGCUUCAGGCAGAUGACAUGCAGAAGAGCGUAAUUGAGCCUGCUGUACUGGGAGUCACCGAGCUCCUCGAGAGUGCUCACCGAUAUGGUGGAAUAGACUUGAAGCGGUUCGUCUUUCUGAGUAGUGUCGUCACAGUCUUGAAUUCAUUUCAGGAUAUCGCGCGACCGGGGCGUCCAUAUACAGAAGACGACUGGAACCAUGUCACUGCACAGCAGGCAUUGGAGCGUCGUGAUGCAGCAUUAGGAUAUACAGUCUCUAAGAUCCAGAGCGAAAGGGCAGCAUGGGAGUUUAUGAAAACGAACUCCCCUGCUUUCGACCUCACCACUAUGAACCCACAUUUCACCACAGGGCCGAUGAUCCAUCCGAUCUCGGGUACAAGCUCCAUCAAUGCAACGAACUAUCUUGUGAUUGCGAGCCUUAUUGAUGGUGUCCACAAAGACGGCCUUUCAAAUGUGCGCUUUCCGCAUUAUAACUUUGUUGAUGUCCGUGACGUCGCUAGAAGCCAUGUAGAUGCCCUGACAAACCCUGCGGCAGCUGGUCGACGAGUUCUUCUUGUUUCUGAACUCACGACUCCCCAACUAGUACUCAAUAUUAUUCGGAAACAUUUCCCGGCCCUCAGAGAAAGGGUCCCGGAAGGCAAUCCUGCGCAAACUCUGCCAGAUGGGGUCCGUCCAACCGACUGGGACACGCGCAUUAGCCAGGAUAUCUUGGCCAAGGGAGCUGUCGACGGGCAAUGGAGUUAUAUCAGUCUUGAGAAAAGUGUUCUUGAUACGGUGCAGUCAUUGGCACGUACAGUCCUGGUAUUAAAAAUGACCACUCAUAAAAUCCCCUCAUGGCAGCCUGUUAGUCUUCGGUGUGAUUUACCCACCAUGUUGCUUGACCUGUACCUGUGUCUUGUUCUGAUAUUUAUCCUGGGUCUGUUGGGGGUGCACUACGUGGCGGGAUAUGCUAAGCGCUGGCAUCUCCAUGAUAUCCCAGGACCCACUAUCGCUGGCUUCAGCAGGAUCUGGCUGAUUCUGCAGGUUCGCCAGGGGCAUCGCUCCCUCGUCGUUCACGAUCUUCACACACGCUACGGCAAGAUAGUCCGCCUGGCUCCGAACCAUAUCUCCGUCGCAGACGAGUCAGCCAUUCAAGCCAUAUAUGGGCAUGGCAAUGGAUUCCUCAAAAGUGGCUUUUAUAAUGCAUUCCUGAAUGUCGAUUGGAGCGUAUUCACUACGCGUAGUCGUGCCGAGCACACUCGCAAGCGCAAGAUCGUCUCCCACGCGUUCAGUGCGAGAUCGCUAGCCCAAGUCGAGCAAUACGCGCAUAACAAUAUGGAGCUUCUGGUCAGACAAUGGCGCAAGAUGAUUGAUUCACAAGCAGGUUCAGACGCUCGACAUGCAGUGAUUGAUGCCCGGCCAUGGUGCAAUUAUUUAACCUUUGAUAUCAUCGGUGACUUGGCAUUCGGUGCACCGUUUGGAAUGCUAGAGAGGGGGGAUGAUACCGUGUCUAUGCGGAGAGGGCCAAAUAAUCUAGAGGUCACCCUCAACGCCGUGGAAGUCCUAAAUCAUCGCAGUGAUGUCUCUGCCACACUUGGGAUUUGCCCGGAUCUUAUUCCCUACGCCAAGUGGUUGCCUGAUCCCUUCUUCCGUCAAGUUGACAGGCGUCUUGAUAUGGAAGUGUCCAUGGCAGAGAAACGUGGGGAUCUUCUUGCUCAUUUGAUAGAUGCUGAAGACCAGGCUGGUGCAAAAUUGGGUCAUCGCGAGCUCACCGGCGAGGCGGUGACCCUGAUCGCAGCUGGGUCCGAUACCAGUUCUAGCACGUUAUGCGCCCUCUUGUACUGGGUCUCAAGCACACCACGUGUUCUGUGGAAGCUACAGCUUGCUUUGGAUGCAGCCAUCCCUGCUGAAGUUGAUGUCCCAUAUCUGGCAAUGGUGAAGAAAAUCACUUAUCUUCAAUGGGUUAUCUGGGAGACGCUCCGCAUCCAUAGCACCUUUGGCCAAGGUCUUCCACGCCAGGUUCCUCCUGACAAAGGGCCCGUCGAGAUAUGCGGACACACUUUCUAUCCGGGUGACGUUCUCUCCGUCCCUGGAUAUACUAUGCAUCAUGCAGUGGACAUUUGGGGUGCCGAUGUGGAGGAUUUCGUUCCAGAGCGUUGGGACCCAUGCCGCCUCACCCAAAGGCAGAAGGAGUCAUUCAUUCCUUUUAGUCAUGGUCCUCGCGCCUGCAUUGGCCGCAACCUGGCUGAGAUGGAGCUGUUUGUGGCAUGCGCGACCUUAUUCCGGUUGUUUGAUAUCCGCGUGGAGCGACAAGGGCCCUUGGAAGUUUGGGAGGGAUGGCUCCGUAAGCCUGUCAGCUUGCAGGUUGGUAUAAGGCAUAGGUAUCCUGAUGCCCGGUCAUUUUAA
Molecule: messenger RNA, 2652 nt
Organism: Aspergillus nomiae NRRL 13137
Lineage: Eukaryota; Fungi; Ascomycota; Eurotiomycetes; Eurotiales; Aspergillaceae
Exons: 9
Coding region: 1-2652 (883 amino acids)
Molecular function (GO): monooxygenase activity; oxidoreductase activity, acting on paired donors, with incorporation or reduction of molecular oxygen; heme binding
Source: RefSeq, a predicted model, not a curated record